AUGCAUUUAGAAAAAUUUCCAGGAGACUCAAGACAGGGCCAGAACUCGCAGAAACAAUCAGUUGUUAUUGCAGGAGACUCAAUUGUUAAAAAUAUUAUCGGUCCGAAGAUGAAUGCUGAAGAUCCUAAUCAUUAUUUUAUUGUAAAGCCGUUCCCUGGAGCAACAGUCACAGACAUGGAGGACUUUGUCAAGCCACUUACAAAAAGAACACCGGACAAGAUGAUUUUACAUGUUGGAACAAACGACCUGAGAAGUCAUUGCACGCCAAAAGUAAUAGCUGACUCUAUCGUCAACAUUGUAACGCAAGUAAAAGAAGAUUCACCAGGUACAGAUGUUGGAAUAUCAGCCAUUCUGGUAAGGUCUGAUAAUCAUGACUUAACUGUUAAAGCUACUCAGGUUAAUAACAUUCUUAAAGGCUAUUGUAUUCGCAAUAAAAUUCCCUUCUUAAGUAAUUCAAAUAUGAAUGAAAGCCACCUAAACACGAAGGGCCUUCAUUUAAAUAGACAAGGUAGCUUAGCUUUACAACAAAACUUUUUAGAUUUUGCUAAAUCUAUCUCAGAUUGACAAUUUCCCAAAUCCGUUAUUCCUACCUCACGCGGGUUUAAGUUAGCAGCCCUUAAUGUGAGAAGCAUAGUAAAUCACAUUGAUGAGCUGCGAGUUUUGCUUGCUACUAGCCCAAUCGAUGUUCUAGCAAUUAACGAGACAUGGCUUAAUUCUACAAUAAGCGAUAACGAUGUUUACAUACCUGGAUAUGAAAUUAUACGUCGGGACAGAGCAUGUAGUAGUGCCGAUGGAAAAACGUAUGGAGGUGUUUGCUUUUAUGUGCGCUCCUGCGUAAAUUUUAUACU
Dendronephthya gigantea is the source of this 848-nucleotide messenger RNA. RefSeq lists its product as uncharacterized. NCBI's taxonomy places the organism in Eukaryota, Metazoa, Cnidaria, Anthozoa, Malacalcyonacea, Nephtheidae. The record is from RefSeq and is a predicted model, not a curated record. The transcript has 2 exons. Bases 1 to 564 code for a protein of 187 amino acids.